GGAUUUUUGAGUAGUUGCGCUAGGAGGCCAGAGUUGAGAGGGAUAGUGUGGAGUAGGGAUGGAGGGAGGGACCAGUUCUGAGGAGGAGAUUUAGGAUCCCAGGAUCCCAGAAUGGAAAAGGGUUGGAGGCGGAAAGAAAAAAAAAAACAAAAACGCCGAUGGGGGCGGAGGGGAGGGGGCCUGUAAUUCUGUGGCAGUCCUAGGGGAGGAGAUGGGGCGGGGGUAGCCAGAAAUAGGUGUGGUUCGGAUUCUGGAGAAGCAGUCGUUCAUGAAUUGAAAAAGAAUUUCUUCGCUCAGAGUAAAGAAGCCUGGAGCGUGGGACAGAGGCCUGACUUCUUCAGGCCAGUGGGAGGGGAAAAGGGCUCUUGUAGUUGCUGUCGGGAAGGGGUGGGAGAGAGAUCUGGCGUACGCGGGCCGGGUCUCCCUCCCAAGGAGGGGACCGAAGCCACUCGAAUGAUCCUCUUCAAGGCUUAGAUAAGCCUUAUCCAUAGCUCCUAUAGCAACAUCUGCCCCAAUUUCAGCCGAAGACCCAGGGGCCCCAGGGACUGGAAGAAAUCACAGUGCCUGCUUGGAAAGAAGAGGUAGCGGCUUGCCCCAGCCCAACCCCAGAGCGGAUUUUGAACUAAAAAUGUCUCAGUUGUCCCUGGGAGAAGCAGGGAUGAACUCACCCCAACUGAGAAUUAUUGCUCUAAGAUGCUGAGCUUCAGGUCGUCUUUCUUCGCCCUUUGCUCCCUGCCAAGUUUGUUGACCACCAUUGUACACAGGAGCUCUUGGCUAGAGGAAGUGGAGGGGCCGUGGGAUGUGGAGAGCCAAAGGCUAACUCCAGGACAGUGGAACAGAGAGAGCUGCCAGCGAACAGACGGUAGACGAGCUCAUACCUUCCAGAAUGACCAGUGCUGCCCCUGCUAAGAAACCUUACCGCAAGGCACCCCCAGAGCAUCGGGAGCUGCGCCUGGAACUCCCCGUGUCCCGGCUUGAGCAAGAGGAGCCCCUUACUGAUGCAGAGAGGAUGAAACUUUUACAGCAGGAGAAUGAAGAACUUCGCCGACGCCUGGCCUCGGCCACCAGACGCACUGAGGCCUUGGAGCGGGAGCUGGAAAUAGGGCAAGACUGCCUGGAACUGGAGUUAGGCCAGAGCCGUGCGGAGCUGGACAAAUUCAAGGACAAAUUCCGCAGGCUGCAGAACAGCUACACAGCUUCCCAGCGGACCAACCAGGAACUCGAGGACAAGCUGCACACACUGGCCUCUCUUAGCCACAGCUGGAUUUUUGCAAUCAAGAAGGCCGAGAUGGAUAGGAAGACGCUGGACUGGGAGAUUGUGGAGCUGACCAACAAGCUACUGGAUGCAAAGAACACCAUCAAUAAGCUGGAAGAGCUCAAUGAGCGGUACCGGCUGGACUGCAACUUGGCUGUGCAGCUCCUCAAGUGCAACAAGUCCCACUUCCGGAAUCACAAGUUUGCUGAUCUACCCUGUGAGCUACAGGACAUGGUUCGGAAACAUCUGCGGAACAGUCAGGAGGCCACCAGCCCCAGCCCUCCUUCGGGCCUGGCCCCAGGGGCUGUGGUGCCUACCUCAGUCAUUGCCCGGGUGCUGGAGAAACCCGAGUCCCUCCUGCUUAACUCCGCCCAGUCAGGCAGUGCUGGCCGCCCCUUGGCUGAGGAUGUAUUUGUGCAUGUGGACAUGAGUGGGGAUGUGCCAGCUGACUCAGCCAGCUCCCCUGCCCCUGGCAGUCCCUCUCCACAACCCAAUGGGGAAUGCUGUUCAGUGAGUACUGCAGGGGGCUCCCCAGAGGAGGAGCUGCCCCUGCCAGCCUUUGAGAAGUUGAGUCCCUACCCUACCCCAUCUCCACCACACCCAUUGUACCCUGGUAGGAAGGUAAUAGAGUUCUCUGAGGACAAGAUUCGAAUUCCUCGAAACAGCCCCCUACCCAAUUGCACCUAUGCCACUCGACAGGCCAUCUCCUUGAGCUUGGUGGAGGAGGGGAGUGAGCGGGCCCACCGCAGCCCAGUGCCUAGCAGUCCUGCCUCAGCCCAGGGCUCACCCCACCACCAGCCCAGUCCCGCUCCCUCAGCACUGAGUGCCCCAGCUAGCUCCGCCAGCUCUGAGGAGGACCUGCUGGCCAGCUGGCAGCGUGCAUUUGUGGACCGCACCCCACCUCCUGCUGCUGUGGUUCAGCGCACAGCCUUUGGACGAGAUGCGCUCCCUGAGCUGCAGCUGCAUUUCUCCCCGAGCCUCUCUGAAGCCCCAUCACCUUCCCUACACCAGGAGAGUAGACUUUUGCUGCCAACAGAACCUGACGCUGGCUUUCCCAGGGAAGAGGAAGAGGAAAUGCUGAACCUGCCUGUCAGCCCUGAGGAAGAGCGCCAGAGCCUGCUUCCUGAUAAAGAGGGCACAGAGGAAGGACCGAGCCCUUCCCACACUGAUGGCAGGGCCUGGCCACUCCCCAGUUCCAUCCGCCCCCAGCGCAGCCCCAAGAGAAUGGGAGUACACCACCUGCACCGUAAGGACAGCCUAACUCAGGCCCAGGAGCAAGGCACCCUGCUCAGUUAGGCCUACUUGCCUUCCUGCCAUCACCUCUCAGGGUUGCACAUGGCCCCUGAACUCUUCCCUCAGACCUGGCCAGCUCUGUUCCCUAUGUGAAUGGGGCCCCACACCAAAUCUUGCAGGCUGCUCCAGCACUGACUGGGUCCUUUCAUCUCUUGGAGUAUUUAUUCUCUGAAGGUAACAAGUCUGUUUGGGAGCUCUUUCCUCUGCCCAGUCAGCCCAGGUGUUUUCAGGGAGGUGAUAACGGGCUUGUCUGUUCAUCUCCGUUCUCCUUUCAUAUGCAAGAGCUUUGGUUGGUGGGAGGGUAUCAUUGGUGCAGCUGACCUGAUCACUUUUCCCCUGUAUGAGCUGCUCUUAGGCCUGGCCCACUUGGCCAGGGACAAGGGUGAACUCACUCAGGGUUCUCAGCUAUUCCCACUCUCCCUUCCAGAGUGGGUGGGACUUCAGGGGCCUCAAGCUAGGCUCUGGGUGAGGGCCGGCCUCAUCUUAACCUUGGCUCAAGACUGUUACUCUCAGAUUUGGGUAAUUUUCACAACAAUGGCUAUUUUAAAAUAAAAUAAAACUUAUUUUACAGGUAA
Molecule: messenger RNA, 3123 nt
Organism: Meriones unguiculatus (Mongolian gerbil)
Lineage: Eukaryota; Metazoa; Chordata; Mammalia; Rodentia; Muridae
Gene: Tjap1
Product: tight junction associated protein 1
Exons: 11
Coding region: 887-2551 (554 amino acids)
Biological process (GO): Golgi organization
Cellular component (GO): trans-Golgi network
Source: RefSeq, a predicted model, not a curated record